AUGAAUGCAGGAAACAGAACAAAAAUGGGCAAGAAGAGAAACCCUGGGCUGAAAAUUCCUAAAGAAGCGUUUGAACAACCACAGACAAGCUCUACGCCCCCUAGAGAUUUAGACUCCAAAGCCUGCAUCUCUAUUGGCGAGAAGAACUUUGAAGUGAAGGCCGAUGACCUGGAGCCGAUCUCUGAACUGGGCCGAGGUGCGUACGGGGUGGUGGAGAAGAUGCGGCACAUGCCUAGCGCACAGAUCAUGGCGGUGAAGCGGAUCCGAGCCACAGUGAAUAGCCAGGAGCAGAAGAGGUUACUGAUGGACUUGGACAUCUCCAUGAGGACGGUAGACUGCCACUUCACGGUCACUUUCUAUGGUGCGCUCUUUCGAGAGGGAGACGUGUGGAUUUGCAUGGAGCUGAUGGAUACCUCAUUGGACAAAUUCUACAAACAUGUCAUUGACAAAGGCCUGACGAUUCCUGAAGACAUCUUAGGGAAAAUAGCCGUCUCUAUUGUAAAAGCACUAGAACAUCUACAUAGUAAGCUCUCCGUAAUUCACAGAGAUGUAAAGCCCUCUAAUGUGUUGAUCAAUACACAGGGGCAGGUGAAAAUGUGCGAUUUUGGAAUUAGCGGUUACCUUGUUGACUCUGUUGCUAAAACCAUGGAUGCAGGAUGCAAGCCCUACAUGGCUCCUGAAAGAAUCAACCCGGAGCUAAACCAGAAGGGAUACAGCGUCAAAUCGGAUAUCUGGAGUCUGGGAAUCACCAUGAUCGAGCUGGCGAUCCUAAGGUUUCCGUAUGACUCCUGGGGGACGCCGUUCCAGCAGCUCAAACAGGUGGUGGAGGAGCCGUCGCCGCAGCUUCCGGCGGACAAGUUCUCAGCGGAGUUUGUCGAUUUUACCUCACAGUGCUUGAAGAAGAAUUCCAAAGAACGGCCAACAUACCCAGAGCUUAUGCAACACCCUUUCUUCACCCAGCACGAAUCCAAAGAGACAGAUGUGGCUUCUUUUGUAAAACUCAUCCUGGGAGACUGAGAAAUGGACUUGUACAUGAUUUGCCCUUCUAUGGACUGGUGGGUUUAGGGGAAGGGGUGUGCGGCGGGGCUCGGUCACGAAAGCACCAAUAGAAAGUCGCCUUCUUUUAAAAAUUUUAAAAUCCCCGCCUCUCCAAUGUUUUUAAAGGGUUCUUUGGUAUCCAUAGUGACAUAGAGUGAACUGGUUAGUGAAAUGAAUUUUAAUAAGGUUGGCACCC
Molecule: messenger RNA, 1234 nt
Organism: Emys orbicularis (European pond turtle)
Lineage: Eukaryota; Metazoa; Chordata; Testudines; Emydidae
Gene: MAP2K6
Product: mitogen-activated protein kinase kinase 6
Exons: 12
Coding region: 1-1017 (338 amino acids)
Biological process (GO): MAPK cascade; protein phosphorylation
Molecular function (GO): MAP kinase kinase activity; ATP binding
Source: RefSeq, a predicted model, not a curated record